AUGGUGCAGCGUGCAUCAUCCUCAGAUGCUCCCUCAAUUCAGGGCGGCCAUAAUCGAGAGUCUCGAUUUGGCCUUGGAUAUACAUCGUACCAAAGCGGAUACAAUAAACUCUUUACUCAGGGUUCUGCCGACUCGAACUACUCACAACCGUCAUCCGAUCUGUCGCUAGACGAGGAAAAGGAAUCGCUUCGGCGAGAAAAGGAACGUCAGGCCUUAAGCCAGUUGGAUAAAGCGAGGAGUAAACCAGUAGCGUUCGCUGUGCGAACCAACGUAGCGUACGAUGGCACAAUUGACGACGAUUCGCCCGUUCAGGGUGGUGCAGUUUCAUUUGAGAUGCGGGAGUUCCUGCACAUCAAGGAGAAGUAUGACAAUAACUGGUGGAUCGGCAGACUGGUUAAGGAAGGCUGUGAUGUGGGCUUCAUACCCAGCCCCGCUAAGCUAGACAACAUUCGCAUGCAGAAUCAAACUAGACCCUCAAGACUGUAUGGCACAAAGGGCUCAUCUAGUGGUAAUCUGGGUGCGGGACAAGCAGGUGCGGAGCCAUCACGAGGUAGCACACCCCCCACACCUGGUGACGAAUCAGAUUCCAUGGGACCAGGACGACAUGGCAAGACACCAUUAGCAACGCCACCCAAUAAGGAGAAGCGCAAGCCUUUUUUCAAGAAACAGGAAACAGCCAGCCCGUACGAUGUGGUGCCAUCGAUGCGGCCCGUUGUGUUAGUGGGUCCAAGCCUUAAGGGUUACGAGGUAACCGACAUGAUGCAGAAGGCGCUCUUCGAUUUCCUCAAGCAUCGCUUCGAAGGACGCAUUAUCAUAACACGCGUUAUGGCCGAUAUAUCCCUGGCGAAGCGAUCUAUAAUGAACAAUCCAUCGAAGCGUGCCAUCAUGGAACGUUCCACCAGUCGGUCCGAUUGUCUGGGCAAGGUGCAAGAGGAGAUCGAGCGCAUCUUUGAGCUGGCCCGUUCACUGCAGCUGGUCGUACUCGAUUGUGAUACAAUCAAUCAUCCGUCACAAUUAGCAAAAACUUCAUUAGCGCCAACAAUAGUUUACUUAAAGAUUAGUAGUAGUAAGGUUUUACAGCGUUUAAUCAAAUCACGGGGCAAAUCGCAAGCUAAAAACUUAUCCGUACAAAUGGUUGCUGCCGAAAAGUUAGCCCAAUGUCCACCCGAAAUGUUCGAUGUAAUUUUAGAUGAGAACCAAUUGGAAGACGCCUGCGAGCAUAUCGCCGAAUACCUGGAGACAUAUUGGAAAGCCACGCAUCCAGAUAUUCGCACAGGCACCACAGUACCGGCCAUUGCUAGACCGAUACCGUCUCAGGAGGUGUCGGCAUCACCCUCCGGCGAUCAAGCGCGCUUGGGUCCAACACCACCAGUCGAUGGCGAGGAGUUUGAUGAGCACGAGCCUAGAAUGGCGAGUGCCGAGCGUGAGGGUAGUCGGGAGCGAGAGCGAGAGCGAGACAAUGGCAGUAGGGAAAGAGAACGCGAGAAUGAACGGGACUAUUGGGAUAGAGAGUUCAACAGAGAUCGCAGUUCGAAAGACAGAGAAAGAGAUUUGGAGUGGGAGCGCGAGAGAGCACGCGAAUGGGAAAGAGAGCGAGAAAGGGAUUGGGAUAGAGAGUUCGAUUGGGACCAAGGAGGUGCCUCUUACCAUCAUAGCCGUCGUCAGGCCUCAGGACGACACCAGGAGCGCAGCGUGGGCAGCGGCGGAGUUGGCCAUGCGGCCGGCUAUGAGCGUGACAGGGAGCGCUACGAGCGGCAGGAAAGGGAACGACUCCAUGCACGUGAUCGCGAUCUUAUGCACUACGAUCUUAACAGCGACGAGAUGCUGGACGAACGAAAUUUUGAGUAUCCGGCAAUGCGCAGCGGGCCCAGCGGCGCCUCCCACCAUGGUCAUCUGUCGCGCGGCGGUCGACUUCUGGACGAUGCAGAAUUUGAGCGUGAGGAUCGACUGAUGGGCAGCUCAAGAUCGCGCUACGGACCCGGACCCUCGACGCGCAUUGACGAUCCCCGUGAUGUGCCGCGCGCAGCAGCUGUUGUGGAUCGCGAUCGCGAUGAAUACAGUCCGCACAGAGGUGGUGGAAGUAGUAGGAGAAUGCUGAAUGCCAUGUAGGAAUCGUG
Drosophila novamexicana is the source of this 2117-nucleotide messenger RNA. RefSeq names its product voltage-dependent L-type calcium channel subunit beta-2-like. Gene Ontology annotation, cellular component: voltage-gated calcium channel complex. Gene Ontology annotation, molecular function: protein binding; high voltage-gated calcium channel activity. Gene Ontology annotation, biological process: chemical synaptic transmission; regulation of voltage-gated calcium channel activity; calcium ion transmembrane transport. The transcript has 9 exons. Lineage: Eukaryota; Metazoa; Arthropoda; Insecta; Diptera; Drosophilidae. Bases 1 to 2109 code for a protein of 702 amino acids. The record is from RefSeq and is a predicted model, not a curated record.